This is a messenger RNA of Aspergillus steynii IBT 23096, 753 nucleotides long. RefSeq lists its product as uncharacterized. Lineage: Eukaryota; Fungi; Ascomycota; Eurotiomycetes; Eurotiales; Aspergillaceae. The transcript has 3 exons. Bases 1 to 753 code for a protein of 250 amino acids. The record is from RefSeq and is a predicted model, not a curated record.
AUGACUUCGCCCGUUUACAACGCUGCUGACUUGACCUCGGUCCUCCAAACGCUGUCCGCGCUGUCCAACCCGGCCGCUCCCCCGCCAGACCAUGCCGACUCCGAUGCCUACGAACCGACCGACGCCCUGCCCCCAUCCCCCAUAGUUUCGCCGCAGCCACGACCCCCGGAGUCCGAAUCGAAUCGCUCCAACCCAGAGACCACCUCUCAACCACGAUCUCGAACAUCCGGUAACCCGGCCGGUUCCAUAGAGGACACUUCGUCCAUCAGCACAUGGCCGGCUGCAUUGCGACAUGUGAUGCGCGCGGUGUCGCAGAAUGAAGACCUCCAGCGUCGCAUCCGCUGGCUGAUCCAAAGACAGCACGACCACGAGAAGCAAUGGUGGCAGGGACGAGAUGCCUUGCUGAAGAAACAGAGGGCUCGUGUCGAUAAGAAGAAGGAGUUGGAUGAGGUCUUACGCUCGGUGGGAGCACCCGUGGAUAACACCAAACAAAUUUCCACAGCCGAGGAAGACGAGGCUGAGUUAAAAAGGUACGACAGCAAAGUAUACAGAGCAUCGAGGCAAAUGGCCGAAGCAAUGGCCGCCGAACUGCGCGGCUUGCAGAUUCCAUUUUUCAGCAUCAAACCGGGGCUUGUCGACUCCUCUUCGGAAACUAAUUCCCAUCCCCUGUCUGGCGAAAUUCUCACAAGAGAGGAACUAUCCGGACUCCAGCGUCGCAUACUGGAGCUGCUCCAGGACCUUUGCAAGGAGUAA